AUGGCGCACAUUACCGGCGGCUGGAAUCCUUUGGGGGAAGUGUUUUUCAGAAAGUUGGAGUUGUACAGUAUGGAUCGAAGCUGGCAAGAACUCGCCAAACUGGAGAAGUUCAAGGUGGCUGCAGCCCCCUAUGGUGGACCCAUUGCUCUUGUACGUGAUGAGAGUAAGAUGACGCAUAUCCCUGGCAGCACUCGUCCAACCGUGUACAUCUACACCUCAUCCGGCCGUGAGAUCUCUCAGUUCAGAUGGAAUAGUGGUAAGUUGCUAGACAUGGGUUGGUCCAGCUCGGAGGAUCUCCUUUGCAUCCAAGAAGAUGGUACGGUCCUGGUCUAUGACAUCUUCAGUAACUUCAAGAGAAACUUCAGCUUGGGACAGGAGGCUCGAGAUACCAAAGUCUUGGAGUGCAAGAUAUUCCAGGGUUACGUUGGCACGGGAUUGGCUGUACUGACUGGCAGUUACCGAUUCUUUGUCAUCAAUAACAUUGAGGAGGGACACAGUCGCAAGAUGGUUGAAGUGCCGGACUUGGACUCCCCGCCGAGUAGCUGGUGCAUUAUCUGUAGAGACAGACACACUCAGAUCUUACUAGCCAAGGAGAAACGAUUAUUCCUGGUGGACUACACAGACGUACACGAACAGACGCUUACAACCAGCAGUCCUGUCAAUGCCUUUAUUGAGAUGGCGGUGUCCUUUGAUAACCGACUCCUGGCCUUGUUUGGCGACACCGGCCUUCUGUGGACUGGUUCAUCGGACCUGCAGAAGGUUUACUGUGAGUUUGACACCAAGAGUCAGAAGCGCCCCAAGCAGCUAGCUUGGUGCGGGACGGGGGCCGUAGUGGGCUACUGGGAGAAUCUACUGCUCAUCAUUGGACCACACAAAGAUUGGAUCAGUUUCAACAUGAAAAGUGAGGCGUACUUGAUCCCUGAGGCUGACGGUUUACGCAUCGUAGACAGCGCCACCCAUGAGUUACUGCAACGGGUACCAGUGGUUGUGGAGGAGAUAUUCAACGUAGGGUCCAUAGCUCCCGGAGCGCUGCUUUUCGAAGCCUCAAAAGAAUUCCAGAAAAAAAGUCAGAAAGCUGAUGAUUACAUCCGAAUGGUCAUGGCAAAGGGUGAUUUGCCAUUGGCUGUGGACCAGUGCAUCGAGGCUGCAGGAUGCGAGUAUGAGCCCGCAACUCAGAGGAUACUCCUCAAGGCCGCGUCUUUUGGGAAGUGUUUUCUGACCAACAUGAGCCCGGAGAAGUUUGUCAACAUGUGCAAGAUGCUUCGAGUCAUCAACUCCGUACGGGAGUACCAUGUAGGAAUGCCGCUAAGCUAUGAAGAACUCAAGAGACUUACAUUACCAGUGCUCAUUGACAGAUUGAUCCUGCGUCGCCAAUGGUGUCUUGCCAUGCACAUCAGUCGCUUCCUCAAGUUGCCAGAGGCAGAGGGGGAGAGUAGGAUACUAGGGCACUGGGCUUGCUACAAGGUUCUACAGAAGCACAUAGCCGAUGAGACGAUAGCUCAAGACAUCAAGAGCAAGUUGGACACGGCGCCGGGGAUUGCCUACUCAGAGAUUGCUAAGAAGGCAUCGGAAUGCGGCCGCACCCAACUCGCUGUCAAGUUAUUAGAGUACGAACCACGAGCAGCCGAACAAGUCCCACUGCUGAUGACAAUGAGGGAUCAAAAAGUAGCACUUACUAAAGCAAUUGAGAGUGGCGACACCGACCUAGUGUACUUGGUACUACUCCAGAUGCAAGAGACCAUGCCUAUGGGAGACUUUCUCAUGUCUCUGCGUAACCAGCCAAUGGCACAGAGCCUCUUCAUGCAGUUUUGCCGGGAGCAGAAGCCCACCUUGUUGACGGACCUGUACUAUCAGAACGAUGACUUCCAAGAGAUGGCAAACUGCCAAGUUGCUGACAGCUUCAAGAUUACGGAUUUUCAGCAGAAGACGGAUAAGCUGAAUGGAGCACAUGACAACUACACUAAAGCAAGAAAUGAAUUUGCUGCCAAGGCAACAGAAGAGCAGAACAAACUCCUCGGCUACCAGCGACGCUUGGAGGAUCAAUACAAAGUGGCCUACAUCGGCAAGUCACUGCAUGACACCAUGCACGAACUGAUCUCUAAGAACAUGAGCAAGCUGGCCGAGCAACUCCGGAAGGAAUUCAAGGUCCCGGACAAAAGAUUCUGGUGGCUGAAAAUUGACGCCCUGGCCAACUCAGGCGAUUGGCUGGAACUUGAGAGAUUUGCAAAGAGCAAGAAAUCUCCCAUCGGAUAUGAGCCCUUUGUUGAGGUCUGUAUGAAUCACCACAACAAAUAUGAGGCCAACAAGUACAUAGGAAGAGUGGCAGCAGAGAACAAAGUCAAAAUGUACAUCAAAAUGGGUUCUUUGGAAGAAGCCGCGGAUCUUGCCUUCCAGCAGAGGAGUGAAGACGACCUGAACCAAGUCAUGCGACAAUGUCUCGGUAACCGGGCCCUGACUGCCAAGAUCCAAGGCAUGAAAGCACAGAUGUAUUCCAAGAAAUGAGUGGAUACCAGCGACAUAUUCAGACAAGGAAGCCAUCAUUGUCUGGUUCCCUUUGUCGCAAGCCUGCUACAUAGUGCUGAUUCUUAAGAAAGCGGCACCAGACUGUAAUUUUUAUACCAGUGCUGCAAUGAUAAGAUGAAUUCCUUAUAAAGGAAAAUUCCAUGUUGUAGGAAAUACACCACAAUUCAGUAUAAGUCCAUCCCAACUCCUCCAGUCUCAAGUCAAGUCACAAAUUAUUCAAACAAAUUUUGACAAAGGUUUUCCCAUUUUUAUACUCUACUCCCUGUUAAUUUUAACCAGACUUGUUUUUUUUUUUGGGGGGGGGGUAUUUUAUUGGAUAUUAUUGAAAUAGUAGACAAAGAAGGCGUAUUUUUUUCUAUAUUCAGACAAAAAUAAGUGAAUGAUACUUUUUUGUACUUGAUUGAGCUUGUACAAAUCAAAUUUUGACUUUUAAUUAAAUGGAUGAUGAAGGGUGGACUUUCACAUCCCAGGUAAAAAAAACAACAACUUUGAGCCAAUGGAUUUCUAGGUUCCUGAAAAUUACUGAGAGAAAAUGGCCGACAUGGAGUCGUGGUGUGUAGAAAUAAAAUGGGCAAUUGCCACAAAAAGCCGAUAUCAGCCCUCAAAAGAAUGCCGCAUAUGGCAUGGGUGCGGCAAAAAGUCAUAUGGGGUCAUUUCAUUAAAAAUGCGAGCUCGAACAAACGCACUCUGAAGUCUGCGCACAGGGCGGCUUACAUGGCACACACCGCAAAUGUAAAUUUGCCACGGAAGUGGGAUGUAAGUCACCUGUGCCAGAAUUCAUGGUGCGUUUGCUUCCAGCAAGUUUGUGAUCUACUUUUAAAGAAAUUGGCUUUCAAGUAAGCAAGCCAUGAAUAAGAAGCACAAGGAAUUAUAUAUAUAAAAAAGUGCUUCCUGCACACGUAUGGGAAAAAAAUAUUAGCUAAAUUCAGAUUUCAUUAAAAAAAUUCAAAAAAGCCUUGAAUUCGUUCCUCAACGUAUUGUUAGAUUUGUAAAACAAUAAUGCCAAAUAAAACCCUAAUAUUGUCUGGAUAAUGAGUGAUAUUGAUCGACAGGGAUACAUCCUAACAAACACAUUAAGGAAAGAAUGAUGUUGAAGGCCCUUUGGAAUCCAUAAAUUUACUACCGAGGGAACAUUAUUUUGUCAUUAUUUGGUAAACAUGACAAAUCCUUUAUGAAACAAUUAGGAUCCUUUCAUUUGAUUGAGAAGCCUUUAUUUCUCCAUGACUUGAAAUGUUAUGAUUAAUUCGAGUCCAUUAUUUUGUCUGGCUUUCUCUCAUAAUGCGGAAGUAUGAAAAAUAAUUGUAUGACAUUGUUGCAUUUCAUAGUUUACCCUUAUAAAUGUAUAUAUGCAUGUAAAUAUAUGUAAAUCUGUCACCAUAUUGAAAUCAAGAGAACAGUAAAAAGGUUGUAUUAAAUGCUAGAACGUGAAUUCUCUUUAAUCCUUGUUUG
This is a messenger RNA of Patiria miniata (bat star), 3972 nucleotides long. RefSeq names its product vacuolar protein sorting-associated protein 16 homolog (gene vps16). The coding region runs from base 1 to 2502 and encodes 833 amino acids. The transcript has 23 exons. The record is from RefSeq and is a predicted model, not a curated record. NCBI's taxonomy places the organism in Eukaryota, Metazoa, Echinodermata, Asteroidea, Valvatida, Asterinidae. Gene Ontology annotation, molecular function: actin binding. Gene Ontology annotation, cellular component: HOPS complex; cytoplasm; lysosomal membrane. Gene Ontology annotation, biological process: vacuole fusion, non-autophagic; intracellular protein transport; endosomal transport.